Zingiber officinale is the source of this 813-nucleotide messenger RNA. RefSeq names its product AT-hook motif nuclear-localized protein 18-like. The coding region runs from base 1 to 813 and encodes 270 amino acids. NCBI's taxonomy places the organism in Eukaryota, Viridiplantae, Streptophyta, Magnoliopsida, Zingiberales, Zingiberaceae. Gene Ontology annotation, molecular function: minor groove of adenine-thymine-rich DNA binding; DNA-binding transcription factor activity. The record is from RefSeq and is a predicted model, not a curated record. Gene Ontology annotation, cellular component: nucleus. The transcript has a single exon.
AUGAAUCAUCUUCCUCCCUACCUCCCUCAAGAUCAAAGAAUGCAACUGCCCAAUGUCAACAACAACAACACUAACACCGACAACAACAACAAUAGAAACAACAGCAGCAGCAGCAGCAGCAACAAUGUUAAAAAUAACGGCGCCGAAAAUAAGUCGAAGCGUGGUCGUCCACCAGGAUCUAAGAACAAGUCGAAGGCCCCAUUGGUCAUAAGACGUGAGAGUGGCAAUGCAGUGCGGGUGCACGUAAUGGAGGUCCCCACCGGCCAUGACGUCGUCGAGAGCAUUUCCCAGUUCGUGCGCCGCCGCAUGGUCGACAUCAUGGUGACCAGCGGCUGCGGGACCGUCGCCUGCGCGUCCAUCCGCAGCCCGACGGGCUCCACGUUGCAGCUGCGAGGGCCCUUCGAGAUCGUCUCCCUCUCGGGGUCGAUGCUGUCGCCGCCGUCUCUGGCGGCGACGGCGUGUCUGACGGUGCAUCUGGCGAACGGGCACGGACAGAUGGCGGGCGGCGCUGCAGUGGGGCCGUUGGUGGCGCUGGGGCCGGUGAUGGUCACAGCCUUCUCGUUCGACAACGCGUACUUAGAGCGCUUGCCGCUCAUACCCGAGGAGCAGCCGCCGGAACGAAGCGGCACGCAGUUUCAAGUGCCGCCGAUCCUUCCGCCGCCACCUCCGCAGCCAUUGUUGGGCGGCGUUGGCAGCAUCGACACCGCGCCGCUUUUUCAUGGUCAACUCACGGAGCCGGUCAACGACGACUUCCAACUACCAACCGACAAGGAUCUGGAGAUACUAGAAGGAGAGCUGAGGUCGUUAAUAUAA